CCAAAUCAUCAAGGCUGGAAACUUACUCCCUGGCCUAAUUCUAAUAUUAUUUACUAAGGAGACAUAGAGGUCUCACUCAUUUUGAGAGCCAGGGACUGGUUCCCUAGACCCUGCCUGGAUGGUCUGCACCCUGGCUCUGCAAGCAGGCUCUGGGGGAUGGAUGACAGGGAAGUGUAUGUGUCUGUAUGCUGUAUGUGUCUGCUCCUGCUGCUGCGUAGACCUGUCCUGGCCCUUCCUCUUCUCUGGCCACAACCUCUUUGAGUCUCUUCUGGGUGGCUUCUCCUUCUUGCUGUGCCCAGCUCAGAUUAGAACAAUCUGCUUGCUUCACAGGGCCAGAAAAUUUCUCAAGAGCCCUGGGCAGCCCUGAGCUCAGUCCUCAGCUCUGAGCCCAUCCUCUUCGUGCUACAGCUCAAGGGUUAAUCCCAAAAGUCCAGGUCCCAGAACAUGGAAGAAUCUGAGGAACACAGAACACUAGGCAACACAGCACCUUUGGGGAGCUCUUCUGAGACUACACCAGCUAGUUCAAAGAAACCAAGUGGCAAAGCCUUAGUGGCUGAGAAUGUGGAGCUGCAGACCUGUGAUCUGGACCUCCACUCCGGGAAGCAGAUGCACUUCAGUGUGUGUGCGCAAGACACGAAACCACCAUUCUGGAUGGCAGGCCAUGGUUUCUCAUAUUUCGGCUCCCCAAGUACACCCAACAUGACGUCCCCUAGCUGGCCAACCUCCACAGCAGUGCUGGAGUUAACGGGUCCUGAGUCCUUGGAGAACCCUCUGAACUCAGACAGAAGAAUUUUGACAGGGCUGUCUGACAUGUCUGGACAUCCCAUGAGAGAAAACCCUUCCUAUCAAGCACUUCCAAGUUCUCCAGACCAUGAGUCACCAAAUCAGGAGUCACCCAACCCCCCCACAGCCACAGCGAUGCUGGGGAGCUAGGAACCUCCACUUCACACUGACCCAGAGCCAAGCAAUCAGAGAGCUCCUGGGACCCGGGGCAUGACGGCUAAAACCACAGGAAAGUAUU
Heterocephalus glaber (naked mole-rat) is the source of this 1021-nucleotide messenger RNA. Lineage: Eukaryota; Metazoa; Chordata; Mammalia; Rodentia; Bathyergidae. The record is from RefSeq and is a predicted model, not a curated record.